UUGGCACUUCACCUCCAUCAUGCACACAUACCGGGGUCAUAGAGCAGAUUCAUUUAAGCCAAUUGAUGUCCUUGAGCUCAAUGAAUUUCGGGCACGCAAUCGCACAUUUAACGGUGCGUACCGCCGUACCGCCAUUGCUACCCUUGGGUACGCACUGACGGCCCUCCGACUUUUUGAUUCGCGCUUUCUUCGAGUUGGUAUUGUCUAUCUCGUCCUCUCCAUUCUCCUUUUCGCUCUUGGGUAUAUUCGUGCUCGACAUUCACGGCAUGACUUUUCCGACCGACCGGAGACUAGUGCUCUUUAUGAUCGGGCGCUCCCUACUGUCGGACAGGAAGACAGGCGGGAAUAUGGUCGCCCAUUCAUAACGGCUGGACGUGAUGUUGUUGCUGUUGGUGCACUCGUGAUGAUAGUGGAAUUCCUGUUGCUUGCAUUUGUACUUCAAAUGUGACUCUUUUCUGUGCAGCAAAAACGUCAUAUAUUUGCUAUGCUGGUCAAGCACUAUUCAUACCCGCACUCCCAUCCUUCCCUGUUUCAGCUGAGGAAUGCAGAGCCCUCGAUACGCUACUUAGUGUCGAUGUAUUAUAACCAUUGGCAUGAAACCCAAUCGCAUGUUCAACGGCGUUUCCAAGGAUGAUCAAUCAACCACUAAUACGUUUUUGCGAACUGUGCUACUUUCGCGUCCUUCAGUCAGUAUCUAUAGCAAACACGGUUGUCAGCGCUAGACAUGUAUACCGAUGUACGAAGUGUACUGGUUUUUAAUAAUCUAAAAUAUGCAUU
Molecule: messenger RNA, 777 nt
Organism: Suillus subalutaceus
Lineage: Eukaryota; Fungi; Basidiomycota; Agaricomycetes; Boletales; Suillaceae
Exons: 4
Coding region: 20-448 (142 amino acids)
Source: RefSeq, a predicted model, not a curated record